UUUGUUCCAAGGAUUUGACAAAUUGCGUUUGCUUUUUCUAUGGCUAUGAUUAUCCUAUGAUGUAUUGAGGUUAUGUGUCUUAUAUAGUUGAAAUUGUGAUUUAUUCUUUCAGUUUUGUACUUAUUAAGAUUAUUAACAAAGACAUGGAUAUCCAAAAUAUUAAAGAAGAAAUUGAUAUCCAAAUUGUUAAAGAAGAAAUAGAUAUCCACAAUGAUAUUUUGUCGAAUAUCGAUAUGAAACAAGAAUUAAUUGACGAAAUAUCUACGAUAAAAAUUGAAAAUACAAGUGAACAAAUAAAUGAAAUUUGUUCAAUCAAACGAGAAGUGAAUGAUGACUUAAAUACAAUUAAAAUAUUUGAAAAUCGUUUGGAUGUAACUAGUAAAACAAAAAAGAAUAUUCUCAACACUCAAAUAAUAAGAAGUAAAUUUGCAUAUUUAAAUGUUGAUAGUGGAAAGCAAAUUAAAACAAAAGUUACAGGGCUGAUAAGAAAAGGCAAAUAUAUUCAACCAAAUGCUACGGGAUUAAAGAUAUGUGAAUAUUGUGGAAAAUUAUAUGCGAAAAAAAUAGAAUUAUUAUGCCACAUAGCAAUGAACCAUCGUAAAAAGCGAAACAAAUUAUAUAAUACUAAAAUUCACCGUAAUAGUAAAAAUUAUACAUGUAUUAUGGAAAAUAUUAAAGUAAAAGAUGAAAUUGAAGUAGUUGAACAUGAAUUGAAAGUGGAAUUGCAGGAAACCUCAAAUCUGUUGGAUGUUACUGAUAAUUUGAUCAAGCGUGUAUGUGAGGGUUCGAAAUCAUCUAUAGAAGGAGGUAUAUCAAAUAUGUAUUCGCAUGAUUACACAACAGCAAAACCAUUCAAAUGUGAUAUUUGUAUAAAACCAUUUGCGAGGAAAAAUGAUUUGAAAGUACAUUUGCGAAGUCAUACAGGAGAAAAACCAUUCAAAUGUGAUAUUUGUAUAAAACCAUUUGCGAGGAAAAAUGAUUUGAAGGUACAUUUGCGAAGCCAUACAGGAGAAAAACCUUUCAAGUGUGACAUUUGUUUAAAACCAUUUGCGAGGAAAAAUGAUUUGAAGACGCAUUUGCGAAGUCAUACAGGAGAAAAGCCAUUCGAAUGUGACAUUUGCUUGAAAACAUUUUCACAGAAAGUCAGUUUAAAGAAACAUUCACUGAUUCACACAGGGGAAAAACCAUUCAAAUGUGACUUUUGUUCAAAAUUUUUUACAGAAAAAACUUAUCUUAAAAUACAUUUGCGUGGUCACACAGGAGAAAUGCCAUUUAAAUGUGAGAUUUGUUUGAAACCAUUGCAUUGUAAAACUGAUUUAACUAAUCACAUGCGUAGUCACACGGGGGAAAAACCAUUCAAAUGUCACAUUUGUUGGAAACUAUUUUCUAAUAAAAGUAAUUUAGUCAAACAUGUGCGUAGUCACACGGGGGAAAAGCCUUAUAAAUGUGACAUUUGUCUGAAACCGUUUUCACAUAAAAGUAAUUUGAAUACACAUGUGCGUAGUCACACUGGAGAGAAGCCAUUCAAGUGUGACAUUUGCAAGAAAUAUUUUACGCAUAAAAGUAGUUUAAACAAUCAUUUGCGCAGUCACACAGGAGAAAAACCCUUCAAAUGUGACGUUUGUUUGAAACAAUUUUCUUCUAAAAAUUAUUUAAAUGUACAUAUGUCCAAUCACACGGGAGAAAAACCAUUCAAAUGUGACAUUUGUUUGAAACCAUUUUCUCAUAAAACUUAUCUAAAAGUACACGCGCGUAUUCACACGGGAGAAAUCCGUUCAAAUGUGACAUUAGAUUAAAAACAUUUUCUCGUGCAAGUGUUUCGAAUGUAUAUUUGCAUUGUUAUACGGGAAAAACCAUUUUCCCUUAAAGUGAUAUGGGUAGCACAUGUUCUCAGCCCCCCAGACUUUUUGAAAGCGACCCGCCAUCCAAGAAAACAAUUUUUUAUUCUUCCACAAACGAAUUCGUACUUGAUUGACUUUAAAUUAAAUAUUGUUUGAACAGAAGGGAGGACAACCCGUCCACUUGUCUUACUCCUGUGGUGAUAUCGAAGGUAUCUGAAUUCUUUUUCUAGUUUGACCUUUCCUUUUGAGCCUUUUUUAAAAGUCUUAUCUUUUCUGGUAUGUUAUUCUCUCUGAGCAUACUUUUGAUCUUAUUAGGCUAUCAUAAGCCUUCCUAAAGUCAAUAAAUAGUAAAUAUUGGUAUUGUUAAAUCCUUACAAAUUGCUUUUAAAUUUUGAUAUGUUAGUUCUGAAAUAAGCCAUUUCACAUUAUAAACAUUCUCCUGCUUUGUGUAUUGCUCUUUAGAUGAAAUCCUCAUUAAAGUUGACUUUGUAAAAUACUUUUGAUGGGUUUUUCUUAUUGUUACAAACAAGUUCGCGAAAUUGAUCCUUAAGCCGGACCUGUCCGGCUAUUAUCAUAAGUUAGUGUAGUGUAUAGUGAUUAAAUAAAUUAAAAACAUAAGAGACA
Messenger RNA from Diorhabda carinulata, 2465 nucleotides. RefSeq names its product zinc finger protein OZF-like. The record is from RefSeq and is a predicted model, not a curated record. The transcript has 2 exons. Bases 144 to 1796 code for a protein of 550 amino acids. Lineage: Eukaryota; Metazoa; Arthropoda; Insecta; Coleoptera; Chrysomelidae.